This is a messenger RNA of Chelonia mydas (Green sea turtle), 8115 nucleotides long. RefSeq names its product VANGL planar cell polarity protein 2 (gene VANGL2). The coding region runs from base 1019 to 2584 and encodes 521 amino acids. The record is from RefSeq and is a predicted model, not a curated record. Gene Ontology annotation, cellular component: plasma membrane. The transcript has 9 exons. NCBI's taxonomy places the organism in Eukaryota, Metazoa, Chordata, Testudines, Cheloniidae. Gene Ontology annotation, biological process: Wnt signaling pathway, planar cell polarity pathway; establishment of planar polarity; multicellular organism development.
GGGGGAGGGAACCGGUUCCUAGAACAGCCGGGGGGGGGGGGCUCGGGGAGGACUUUGCGUUCACACACUCGCAGGCUGGCAGCCGGGAUCCGCAAUUUCCAGGCGCUUGCUUUGCACCGGGAUUUUGUUGUUGUUUUUUUGGUUACCUUUUGCAGUCGGCGCCAAGCGAGGCAAGCCGCAGCCUGGUAAACGGAGGGCAUUUCCCGUGGAUUUUGGAAAGGGGGGGGCGGAUUUUUUGGGAAGCGACGCGUUUUGCCUUUUUUUUUUUUUUUAACUGUCGUUGCGAAGAAGAAGAAAGUGUGUGGGGGGAGGAAGGCAGAGCCCACCAUUAAAUCGCAGUUGUGUGUGUGUGGGGGGUGUGGAGGGAGGGGGGGUUGCAAUCUAACAAAAGGCACAAGAAGCUACAGAAGAGAAGCUGCGCCCCGGUUGUUAAGGGGAACCCGGACUGGCCGGCCGGGCGCCGCAGUGGUGAGUGAAGUCGCCCUCUGAAAAACACGGCGUGAAGCCCGCUUCACGCCGGAUCAAAGUUUGCAUCCACCCACCCGACGCGCGGCGACCGAGGCGGCCAAGGCGCAGAGCAGGCUCCUGCUCGCCCAUUGUUGGGCUUCCCGGCGGGACCCCGGAGCAGAAGCCCAGUGCCUAAGCUGCUCCAGAUGUGGAGUCCCGCAGCUGGCCGGACCAAGCGGAAUUGGGAUCUGGCCACCGGUUUCUUUUGCGGGAUCGGGAUGCACCGGCGUCUCGGCGACUGAUCAGACGGGGGGGACAGGACCCUUCUCUGUCGCCGCGCUCAACCCCCUCCCGCUGCGCCACUGAGUCGCAGGGCGUCGUUUUCUUCUGAGAGGAGCCCAGCCAGCUGAUCAAAAUAGAGUCCCUCAAGGUGACAGUCGACUUCCUGAAGGUGCCCCUGGGCCUGAAGAAGCCCGCGCUGAAGGAGGCAGCGGCCGCCUUGGCUGCUGUCCCCGUCGGGAGACCCAAGUCCGUCAACGUGGAGCGCUACAAGGCCCGGCGCUCUGACAACAUGGACAACGAGUCGCAGUACUCGGGGUACUCCUACAAGUCGGGGCACUCGCGCAGCUCCCGCAAGCACAGAGACCGGCGGGACCGGCACCGCUCCAAAAGCCGGGAUGGGAGCCGGGGAGACAAGUCGGUGACCAUCCAGGCCCCGGGGGAGCCCCUGCUGGAUAAUGAGUCGACCAGAGGAGAUGAGAGGGAUGACAACUGGGGCGAGACCACCACGGUGGUGACUGGCACCUCGGAGCACAGCAUCUCGCACGAUGACCUCACGCGCAUCACCAAGGACAUGGAGGACAGCGCCCGCCUGGACUGCUCCCGCCACGUGGGCGUCUCGCUGGGCGGGGCCCUGGCGCUGCUUUCCUUCCUCACCCCGCUGGCCUUCCUGCUGCUGCCCCAGCUGCUGUGGCGGGAGGAGCUGGAGCCCUGCGGCACGCCCUGCGAGGGGCUCUUCAUCUCCGUGGCCUUCAAACUCCUCAUCCUCCUGCUGGGCAGCUGGGCCCUCUUCUUCCGCCGCCCCAAGGCCUUCUUCCCCCGCGUCUUCGUCUUCCGGGCCCUGCUCAUGGUGCUCGUCUUCCUCCUCGUCGUCUCCUAUUGGCUCUUCUACGGCGUGCGCAUCCUGGACUCGCGCGACCGCAACUACCAGGGCGUGGUGCAGUACGCCGUCUCCCUGGUGGACGCGCUGCUCUUCGUCCACUACCUGGCCGUGGUGCUGCUGGAGCUGCGCCAGCUCCAGCCCCAGUUCACGCUCAAGGUGGUGCGCUCCACCGACGGGGCCAGCCGCUUCUACAACGUGGGCCACCUCAGUAUCCAGCGCGUGGCAGUGUGGAUCCUGGAGAAUUAUUACCAUGAUUUCCCCGUCUACAACCCCGCCCUCCUCAACCUGCCAAAAUCCGUCCUGUCCAAGAAAAUGUCCGGGUUCAAGGUGUACUCGCUCGGCGAGGAAAACACAACGAACAACUCGACGGGCCAGUCCCGGGCUGUUAUCGCCGCGGCCGCCCGGCGGCGUGACAACAGCCACAACGAGUAUUACUACGAGGAGGCCGAGCACGAGCGCAGGGUGCGGAAACGCCGCGCCAGGCUGGUGGUGGCCGUGGAGGAGGCCUUCACCCACAUCAAGCGGCUGCAGGAGGAGGACCAGAAGAACCCGCGGGAGAUCAUGGACCCGCGAGAAGCUGCCCAGGCCAUCUUCGCCUCCAUGGCCCGGGCCAUGCAGAAGUACCUGCGCACCACCAAGCAGCAGCCCUACCACACCAUGGAGAGCAUCCUGCAGCACCUGGAGUUCUGCAUCACCCACGACAUGACUCCCAAGGCCUUCCUCGAGAGGUACCUGAGCGCUGGGCCCACCAUCCAGUACCACAAAGACCGCUGGCUGGCCAAGCAGUGGACGCUGGUCAGCGAGGAGCCGGUGACCAAUGGCCUGAAGGACGGGGUAGUCUUUGUCCUCAAGCGCCAAGACUUCAGCCUGGUGGUGAGCACGAAGAAGAUCCCCUUCUUCAAGCUCUCCGAGGAGUUUGUGGACCCCAAGUCACAUAAGUUCGUCAUGAGGCUGCAGUCGGAGACCUCGGUGUGAACUGCAAAGGGGGCGGGUUGGGCUAUGAGCUAUGAGCAAGCUCCCUCCAGGACUCUCCCUUUUUUGACCGGAGCUCAGAGAGACCACCAUGCAGGGAGAGCCCUGUAGGAACCUCCCGGAACCAGCGUGCAUGUCCUAGGGCUCCGUCUCCUCUCUCUGCCUUCCUCCAUCUCUGCUUGCCCCCCAUUUGGGGGUUGGGGGCAGAGCCCUUUCUCCUUCCCGUCUCUGCUGUCUCCAAAACCCAGAUUCUUGUAGCAACCUCCCAGGAGGUCGGAAGGUGCGUCGCGCGAAGGCUGGCAUUUUAGCAGGAAGAAGAUCCCUCAUUUGGUGCCAAAACUCAAGGGCUACUUUUAUUCCUUCCUUCACCAGCGUCUCCAAAUGCAGCUGGGUCCGAGGAACCUUCUCAGUUUCCCUUUUUUUAUUACUAUCCCGAUCCUGGCCUUUUUUACACCUCCCCCGGAUGUUUGGAGUUUGUUUUUUAAAUCCCCUCACGCGAGGCUUUUGGAGCAUUUGCAAGCGUCCCUCCAGUAUCGUGGCUGCUAUCGAAACCUCCCUGCUCCACCUGCGGGCAGGAAAAGACGAACUAACGAUGCCGAAUCUGGUAUAGGAACCUCCUCUUUGGCUCUUCUCUGGGGUUUUCCAGAUCAAUUUUUUAACAACAACGAGAAGACUAGUUUUAAAAAGUUUUUUAAAUAGGGAUUUUUUUUCGUGUGUGCUGAUCUCUGUGCUUUGUAAUGGAAUCCUGUGUUUUUUGUAAAUAGUGACUCAAACCGGCCCAGUUCCACUUCCUUGACUAACUGGGUCCAAUUCCUCCUUUACACCAAGGGCAUCUUUACACCGCUCCGGCAGUGUAAGGGGGCCUUAAAGUGGAUGUCAGGUAGGGUUACGCUGCCGGAGUGGCAUAAAGGGGCCUUUGUGUCCAGGAGAAUCAGGCCUCCCCGCUGAUAAGGCUGGUGAAUGUGCUGCAUUGCAGGAUUUGAGCAGAGUGACUCAUCUUCCUUGUGCCGAGGCCUCAGGCUGUUCUCUGUCUGGAGGCUGAGCUUGGGUUUAGCAGUUGGGAUUUACAGGAAAAAAAACCGCACCGAAUCUCUCCCAUGCCCUAGGAAUCAUCCCCAGCCUCGGGCGAGUAAAGCCACUGUGACUCUUGCUUUUGUUAAGGGUCAUGACAGCAAGGUACAUGCCUAACUUUACCUCUUUAAGGUACUUACGUGGCCCCCAUCACCACUGCGUCUGGGGGGCUCACAGCUCCCCUGUGCGGUCGGGCAGUGCUGUUGUCCCUGUUCUGCAGCACAGGUCGGCGAAGCUAAGUGACUUGCCCAAGGAAUCUGUGGCGGAGAAGGGGCUCAAACCCAGAUCUCGCAGGCCCAGGAGCCUAACCACUAGCCCAUCCUUCCUCUGAGCCCCACCCGCAGCGGGUGUAACCCAGCGUAGGGCCGUUACCUGUAAUGGAGCUCUGCUGACUUAUACCCGCUGAGAUUCUGGCCUGUUGGUGUAAGUGGAACUGCUCUUGUGCUGGAAGUCAGGUGUGUGCUUUAACGGCCUUGCUGGUUCAGGGCCUAUCGUCACACGCACGUUUGGUGCGAAAACAGCCCCUCCAACUGUGCUCCCAUGAUCGCUGCAGUGGCGAGCCUGGCUGCUGCAGACUGAGCUGGGUUCUCUUCUUUCCUCCUGCGCCAUCCACAGAGCCUGGCGACAGCAUCUUCGGCCUUGGUUCUCGGCGCCCCGAGCCUCGCACGGCCCCUCACGCCGGUGCACAGCCGGGUGUAAAAGGCUCCCCCUCCUGAUCUGGCAGUCUUUUGCCCUCCCUUUGUACUGAUGACCCAGGGAGCUGGAGAAUCGGGUUCUUUUGUCUCCAGAGCUGGUGCGGGAAGGGGACAAGCAUGCAGAGAUUGCAGCUGGUUCCCGGGGCUGGCCGCAGCUAAUGAAAUCCAGUUUUUGGCUUUGUUACAAACGGAGCUGGUUGAAUCUAGAGAUGAAGGCCUCCAGGUCCAUUUCUCCUACGCCCCCUUUGUAGAUUGAAUUAGUUUCAACACGCCAGCUGGCCCCCUGCACGAACAGGGCUCUUGUCCACAGAAGAGGGCUAAAGCCAAGUCACAUGACUUAAAAAUAAUUUUUGCUUCCUCCUGGCAAACUUUGUCCUGGUCUCCCCCUUUAAUUUUGUUUCUGGAGCAGCAUCACUGGGCGUGCAUCAAGGGCCCAAUCCGGCUCCUGCUGGAGUCUCCAGAGGCCCAAUUCCUGACCUUCCUGCCCCUUCACGCCAGCUCAAAGCGAGCGUGUGAGAUGCAGCCGUCCUGAUCCACUGGCAUCUUACACCUGACUUUGCACAUGCCUCAGUGACCAGGGCCCAGACCCUGCCGACUCCUAGGUACACGCUGAGCUUUAUGUCCCGUUGGGCCUGCUCCUCUGCGGCGCCCGGUGUGGUCAUGAACGCGGGUCACUAGUGCAAAGCGAGGGCAAACCAGAAUGGUCAUGCGUUCACACCCGUCGCACUGGUGCAGUGGGGGUCUGACCCUGUGCCUGUCGGCAUCCAUGGUCAUGCUCCCAGUGACUUCAGUGGAGCAGGAGCAGGCCCAGAAUGCACCAGGCACAGGGUGAUGGAGAAGUGGGCACAAGGGGACCGCUCACAUGCACAAGCGACAGGAUCCGAGCAAGGCCGGGCGCAAGGCUGCGGAGGAUCAGGUCCAGGGAGAGUGCGGGGGUGUCUCUCCCAUGUCCCCAAAGAUUCAUUCCUUCUUCCCUCCCAUGUCCUCGGGAGCCUGGAAUCAGAAACCUGCAAUUCGUUACUGUGCCGUGGCCUCUCCCUUGGUACCGAGUUCUCCCACUCAGCUGGUGCGUGCGUCUGGAACUCCCCACCCAGUGGAUACUAGAACUGGCCGGCCGUCUCUCCCAUGGGCCUGUAUGAAUUCUGCCUAUGCCAGCUUCAGUGCUGGGGAGGGGCCUGGGCUAGACCCGCCGCCUGCCCUCCCCAACUGCAAGUGGCAACAUUACGAUGGGCCCCUCGCUUGGCGGGUUUUCGUCUCCCUUUUUUUGUUUGUUUGUUUUUUAGGUCAAACCAACACGAAGUCUUUUUGGUUACAAAUACCUCACGGGUUUUAUACUGGGUCCUUUCUACCGUCUGUGCCGUUGUCGUUUGCAAAAGGAUGGCUGUGUGUGUUGGGUUUGAGGAGAACUCUGGGGCUGUGUGAGGGUACUCAGAAACGUCGGGUUGCUGUAGGGGUUGGGGGUGUUGUAGGGCUCGCCAGGUUUUGUCACUGUGAUUUCAACUUUUUUCUUUUUUUAAAGCACUAAGAUUAUUAAAGGGCUGUGAUUUGUUGGGGCAGGGGGGGAAAUUGACGCUAUUUUGCUCUUGAAGUCAGAUCUGUGGUUAAUUUUUUUUUCCUUUUAUUUUUAAAAUUAGGGGUCUCCCCUCCCCCGCCCGGCUUCCAUGCUGUUGCUCAGAGGUUUACAAUCGUGGUAACUCCCUAUCUCUCUAACAGCCUCUGGGAUGUCAACUGCCUUUCUUUCUGAGCUCAGAUCCUCCAGGCUAGCCCCCCAGCUGGUGCAAGUUGCCGUAACAUCUGUCCAUCAGUCCGCCUGUCAGUCAUAGGGUGUUAUUUUCCCACCCAUCACCAUAGUAUCUGGGCGCCUUCCACAUAAGAUCAAUAGCAAAGUCCCUAGGAUUUUAUGGCCUUUUUCAGGGUCAGAAUUUGGGCUUGGGGGUAAGUUGAGCCCAGCUGUGGAUCUGGGUCUCCAAGUCUGUACAAAGAUACUCUGCUUUCCUCUUUGUCCUGUUCUCUCACUGUUAUUUGACUUCAAAGAAUCAUAGAAUAUCAGGGUUGGAAGGGACCUCAGGAGGUCAUCUAGUCCAACCCCCUGCCCAAAGCAGGACCAAUCCCCAAUUGGCCCCCUCAAGGAUUGAGCUCACAACCCUGGGUUUAGCAGGCCAAUGCUCAAACCACUGAGCUAUCCCUCCCCAAGCCUACAGCCCCCAGUAUUCCCAGGAGGUCUCCCAUCCAAGUACUAACCAUUUAGCACCAGAUUCACCAUGCGUGCAAAGUUCGCCCUAUGCUGAGGUCCGUGCACCACUAAGCCCUUUAAAACAGCUUUGGUGGGACAUCACUGGUGCAAUUGCUCUGUGCAAGCCCCUCUACACAGCAGGGGAAUAUCACCCCGUCUCUUUCUUCCCUAUUCCCAGCAUCCUCUGUGCUUAUCACCUGGGUCCGAUUUUGUUCUUGGUUACACUGGUGUAAAUCUGGAGCAACAUCAGUGGAGUCACUCUGGGUUUGCACAAGUGCAGCUGAGACCAGUCUGACUGUCUCUCGUCUUCCAGGGCUUUUAACCCUUUGUUUCCAUCUCCGUUCCAUGCUGCUUUGGAUCUCUGUACCUUGGCAUUUCCAUUACCACACCAAGCUGCCAGCUUCCCCACCUAUCUCUGCUGGGUCAUCUCCCAACAUGACAUCCCACUCCCUUUGUUUGGCUCAGUUAGUGUCUUGGCUCUUGUCCUCUCGACUUCAUUUCCUUCCACCCUUAGGCCAGAUUCCGAUCCCAGUGACACUCAUGUGGAGUCACGUGAGGAGGGUCACUGGAGAGACUCUGGAUUGACACCAGUUCCACUGAGAUCAGAAACCGGCCUCCAACUUCACAUCCAGAUUCCGAUAUCAGUGUCAUGGCACGGAGGUCAGUGAAGUGACUCCGGAUUUACAUUUUUUUAAUCAUGACCAGAAUCUCGGGCCUGAUUCCUCAUUGUCCUGCAGCUAGCUUUACACCACUGCAUAGCAGGUGUCAGCGACGAGACAAAGCGCAGGACAACCGAGAAUCACAACCCAUCGCUCCAGUCUCUCAGAUUCCUUAACAUCCUCCACCUUCCCCUAGAAAACAAAGCCCUGAGCUGUAAACCCUAAGCGUCAAUAUUCCAAGGACAAGAGGAUCCAGCUAAAACAUCUGGGUCAUUGAAGAUGCUUCAUGCACACAUCUGCUUCCAUUACUGCUACCUUCCACCAGCAGGGCGAUUCCCUUACCAUCACCAUUUCUUCUCCUCCAGAGGAUUUGUUAAUCUGUCCAUCUGUGUGUCUCCUUUCCUGAUCCUCCAGGGGAUCUUUCGCCGACAUGGUUUUAUGGAUCCGUCACCAUUGCUGUGAGCAUCUUGUCACGUUUCCGUGUGCACAUUUACAGGGGGAGAGUUGUUGUUUUUUUUUUUUAAUUUUUUUUUUAGUUUAAAAAAAAAAGACAAAAAUACUGACUCUUCCAUGGAGUGCGAUUGUAAAUGUAGAGGCUUUAGGGGUUUUGUUUUUCCACUCUGAGUUUAGGGAGAAAAAGGUUUUGGGGUUUUUGUUUUUGUUUUUUACAGAGCUGAUACCUUGUGCAUGCGUGUAGAAAAUUGUAAAAUGUAAAAUUGUUUUUUAAUAUAUAAAAAGUUUGGUUUUCCAGUUUGCAGUGAAUCUAAGCAUUAUGGCCAUGUUAGGAACUUUGGGUUUUUUUUCAUAAAUAUAGGAACUAAAACUGUACAAAUUUUUUUUUUAUAUAAAAUAAACACAUUUGACAUUUUUCUUUUC